UAAUAAAAAGGAUAAAAUGUAUAAAACAAACCCUUAUAUUAAUAAAGUAAUAAGAAAUCUAAAAAAUAAAAUUAAAGAGUUAUAAAAUACAUAACACUAAUAUAUAAAUUUAUAUAAUAAUAUCAAAAUUAAUUAUUUAUAAAAUGAAAAUAUACCUGCCCGAUGUGCGGGUUAAACUCUAGUGGCUAAUCUUACUCUAUUAAAAGGGGAAUAUAAGCUCCAUUGAGUCUAUCCACCUCAACAAAUUAAAUCAGCCAAUGAAAUAUGAUUUUUUUGCUAUGUCACUAUUUAUUGAAUCCAAUAAAACACUUCAUCUUCAUUGUUCUUAUUGAAGUCUUUGAAAUUGACGUUAUCCUACAUUUAAGAACCUCAAUUUUUUAAAACUUAAUUCCCUUCGUUGAUCCUUGCAAGAUGAGAGACAAUGACGUUUCAACUUCUGUUGUUUCUCUCUUUAUAACUUUUUCGAUGAAUCUUAGCCAAAUGUAUCACUUCUUAUAAUAUGGAAUCUUGCUAAAUUGUAGAUGUAAUAUUUAGUUUACAAAACGAAAUAAAAUAACCAAAAAUUACAUUCUCAUCUUUAUUGUGUUAAUCAUGUUAUUUUUUUUUGUUUCAUAUGAUGGAAACAUAUUUUACAACACAUAAUCCAUGUUACAUUUGAGAAACUAAAAAUAAAAACUUAAGCCUUUUUCAAAAAUAAAAUAUUAUAAUUGAAAACUUUGUACUACAAAAUAUAUGCAGAACAUAGUAAAAAAUAUAUGGUUUAAUCAGACAAUAAUAUAUUCGAAAUUUACACUAAAUACAAUCUAGAAUGCAAAAAUAUACAUACAAAAAUGACAAGUUUUACCAAAUUAUACCAUAUCAUUCGCGUGUAAAUGUCCACGUACUAUAUGGAAUAAUAUGUUCAAAUAAUAGAAAAAUUGUUAGAUUACAAUGAUCCAAAUAAUAUACCACUAUUUUAAAAAAAUAGAUAAAUGUGCAAAGUUAUAAAUUUUAAAAUUACGAGUUCAGUAAAUAAAAUUACAAAAGUUAACAAAUUUUUAAAAAUAAAUGCAAAAAACAAAACAAAAUAUAAACUGCACGUAGCACGGUUAAAUCUAGUAUGCUUAAAUACGCAUAAUGUUGAGUGUAGGGAGUGCAAUUUCACUUAAAUAAAACUUGUUCAUGUCAAAUCUCACCCUUUCGCGUGUUUCGACCAUAUGACGUGUCGACUGUUAAUAGGUGCGGAAGAUAACUCAGCCUUUUCGUUUCCGUCGGUAGGAUAAUAUGUUAAUCUCUAAUUAACUUAAGACUAGUUAAAAUAACAGUCGUAUGAGUUCUAUCUUUGUUACGAAAUUAAAAGUCGAGCAAUGAGAAGAAAUAAUUGGGCCAACUGCAAAAAUGCUUUAAAUUCCCAAUUUAUGGAUCAUAACAUCCGCUAUUUUAGAGUUAAUUGAGCAGGCCUAUGAUAAUAAAAUGAUGGACUCAAAACUAUAAUUACAAUAACUUUUUUUUGCUGUCCCUCACUCCAAUCAUUGAACAUAACGACCUAGGAUUAGUUUUUAUUUGUUUUCUGAAACUUUUUUAAUUAAAAUAUAUUAAAUCGACAUGAAGAGAAUAACGGUUUCGUUUACAAACCAAUUCGAACAAAAUUACCUAGGUUAAGAGAUUAGGUUUGGAAACUUAAACAUGAGAUUAGUUUUUUCUAAACGAAAUUCGAUAAGUUCCUUCUUCAGGCGAAGUAAUGAUUCAUUUGAUCUUGAUUCUUCGUUGAUCCUUUAUCAAUUAUUACAUAUUAUGAAAUAAUAAAUAUAUAUUGAAUAAUUAAACUUUAGUAACUAUUCUGUAUAUAAUUAAAUUGAUGAAAACACAUACAUAAUUUUUAUUAAUCCAAACAAACACUUUUCUAUUUUAAAUGGUAGAUAAUUAAAUUUAAAUGAUAUUAACAUUGAUAUAUAGUAUAUUUUUAAUAUUGAUAUCUAUUAAAUAAUGUUUUCUAUUCAUAUUAUUUUUUUGUUUUUUUUAUAACAAAUUUUUUAAAUCAUUGAUAACAAAACUUUUAUUGUGGAAUGUUUAAUAGUUGUACUAAUUUAUAAUGUUUUAAAAAAUUCAAUAUAGUAAGCAUCGGCAUCGACCAAACAUGUAAGAGACGUUUUUAGCCUAUAUAAUAUUAAUAUAUUUUACUUUUGUUAUUAAGUUUAAUAACAAAAAGAUUUCAACCGAUGAAAAGUCAUCUCUCACUUUUUGUCAGCCUCUAAAUUGAUGAAGGUCUCUCUGCGAAAAAUCAUCUCUCACUAUUUAUCUGCCUCUCAACUCUUUUCUAAUUACCUUUUAGUAUUGUAUAUUAGGUGUUUUGCCUGCACAUGCGGGUAUAAUCAUUUUACUAAUAGUUAUUAACAUAUGUAUUCUGGUUUAAACAUGAGGAUAACUUAUUUUUAAUCAUUUUAGUUUUCUUCGAUUUUUAUUUCGGUUUACGUCUCCCUAACACAAAAAAACUAUAAAAGUAUGAGACUAUAAGAGAAUAAUUACAUAUCAAAUAUUCUACACAAAAAAAGUAAAUUAAGAAUGUGAAUUUUUGGUCUCUCUUAACCUAUUUUGUAUUUUUGAAUCAAAAACAUGUAUUAAAUUACCAAAAAGACAAUAAAACACACAAAAUCCAAGCAAGAACAAAAUAAAUAAAAAUUAAAGUUCUAUGAUAAUUUAGAAGAAUUUUAUUUUUAUAAAAAACAAAUUGAGAAAAUGACAAUAUUUCAUUGCUUUACUUGAUCAAUAUAUACAUUGAUUUAUCUUAAAAUAGAUAAUGAUAGUUUUAUUAUUGAUGUUAAAUUAUGGUUAAUUAUAUAAUGAUAAAUCUAAUUAUUAAUUAAAAAUAUAUCUAUUUUAGCCGUUUCAUAACAUGAUUUCAUAUGCAACUCUCUAAACUUAAUAUCAAAAUAUAUUUUUCUUAUAGAUUAAAAAAUAAUUAAACAUACAGUAGGGAAGUUACUACAGAAGUAAUUCAAAAUACUUAAUUCAUAAUUCAAAACUCUAUGUGACAUAACCGACUUGCUCCUAGUCUUUCAAACUAAAAGAAAGAAAACAAAUAUAUAUAUAUUUUAGCAAAAAAAAAAGAAAACAAAUAUAGAAUUCCAACUAAAAAACCAAAUAUCAAAAAUACAUAAAUAUAUGUCAAAAAAUAUAAUCGAGACAAUUUAUAAUGAAUGAGAAAAAUGAAACUAUAGAAUUUUAAAACAUUUUACAUCAUAUGAAAAUAAGAAUUGGUCCUAACUUGUGUAAAAUAAUUAUAAUUUUAAUUCCAGUUUGAAAAUUUGAAAUAGUUUUAUAUUAUUUAAAUUAAUAAAUUAAUGAUUUAUGCUAAAAACUAAUCAAUAUAUCGUGAAUAUUAAAAUAAUUAUAAUCAUAUUCCAAUUAGAAAUUUCAAAAUGUUUAUAUUAUUCAAAUUAAUGAACUAAUUAGAAAGUUUGAAAUAUUUAUAUUAUAUCUAAAUUAAGAAACUGAUUAUUUAAUCUAAAAACUAAAAAGAAUAUGACAAAUAAGCAAAAUUAGCUAAAAUUAUAGAGAAUGUGUCAAACCAGCAAAAUCAAUUCAUAAAUAAUAGUAUAGAUACUAGAUAUGAGCUUGUGCGUUGCAACGAGUUUUGUUUGAUGUUUUAAUUUAAUAAAGAAAUAAAAGUAACAAAUCAUUUUAUUAUAUUUUUUGGAUUGUUUUUGCAUAUAUUGUGCGAGACUUAUUUUAUAAUUAAGAAUUCGUUUUUACACAUAUAUCUUAGUUAAUAUUUGUAUUUUAUAAUCAUGUGCAUAGGUGAAUUUUUAUCAACUUUCUACUUAGUGCUAGAUAAAACACUCAUACCUAUUAAAUUAAACCCAACCCAAUCCGAAUUAAGAAUUAGAAUGAACAAAAUUGAAAGUUAAAUAAGGUCAAUCGAGUUAUUGACAACACCAUACACUUUCUUAUAUAAUAGUUUAAUAUUUUAUUAAAACUUAUUUGAUGCUGAUGUUAAUGUAUGAGUCUGUUUAUGUUGAUGAUUAAAAAAAAAAAUUAAAACUUAUUUGAUGCUUAAUAAUUUUCUUAAUUUAUUAUUUCUUAAGGAUAUAUUUCUAUAACAACAUUUUAAUUAAAAUUAUGUAGAAAAAUAUUACAUACUAAAAACAAAAAAUGUAAUAAGAUGACGACGAAACUUGAUUUUUUUUACAAAAUGCAUAUAAAAAUCACUUUACUGACAAUAAUAAUAAUAAUCUGUUUCUUAUGACCAAACAUGAAAAUAUAUAUCAAACAUGUGUAUGAUUUUCGUAUGACCAACCUAUUAAAUAGUUUAUAAAAUACUAUUUAUACAAUUUGUAUCUAAACUAAUUUUAAAGAGAGGGAGUAAUUUUUAGUAUCAUGUUCAUCAUUAAAUUAUAUCUUAAAAACAUUACCAAAUAAUUUUUUACAAUUUUAUUUUGGUUAAAACUUUUUUUUUUGUCAGCUUUAUUUUUAAAAAAGUUUUGGCAUGAUAGACAUGAUACUAAAAAUCAUGUCUAUCAUUAAAUUUUUAAAAACUUAAAAACAUGAUAAAAUCUCUUUUGUUUAUGAUUUUUUAAAAAUAUAUCAAAUAUUCUCUUAAAUUGUUUUUAGGGUUUUAGAAUUACUAUCCAAUAAUUUUAACGAUAUAUAAUUGUAAAAGACUAUGUAAUAGCAAUAUAAUAGUAAUACAUUUACACUUUUUUUUGUUUAGGCUUUUAAGAAGAAAUAUUACUUAUUUUAUAGUUAGUUUUACUUUUGAUUUUUCUAAAAUAAUAUAUUAUAUUUGUAGGAUUCUAUAAUUUGUUUUUUUAGAUUUUUUUUUACUAAAUAUGUUUCUUUUACAAUUUUCUUUCUUUAUUAUCUUUUAAAACGAAAGUUAUAUUUUUUUUAACAAAAAAAUACUUUCAAAUAAAUUUUUACAAUUAUUUACUUGUUUAGAAUUAAAAUAAAAUUACUAUCCAAUAAUUUUAACAAUAUAUAAUUGUAAAAGACUAUGUAAUAGUAAUUGUUCUUUUCCAAAAUAUUAAAAAGAAUUGUAAAAAGAUAUUUGUAAUAAUAUCUUUAUUUUCUAAAUCUUUUUUAAAUCCUAAGAAAAGAGAUAAUAUUUUGGACACAUGUCGCAAUCUUAAAAUAAUUAUUAACACAUGUCACGAUUAUGUUAAUUAGCAACUUUGAAAAACUCUAUAAAAUGUGAAGAACUCCAACAAAAUCCGCAUUCAUAACUUAUGAUUCGGUAUUAGUGGGUAAACAAAACAUAAUCUUGUUUUAAAAUGUUGAGCAAACCAUUUGACUAAUAGAUUUCAUAAGAAAUUCUGUAUACCUAUAAAAAAGAAUGGUUUAUAUGAUCCAUUUAUACGUCAUAGUUAUAUGUCAUUGUAGAUCUUAACGAGUCGUCACCUAAAAGAGAAACGAAAGAAGAAAUGGCCAUUUUUGGGUCAUGGAUUUACUUUCGUACUGGAAUUUUUGUGUAACCGGGAAACAAAAAUUGUCUAGUUAAAAUUUUGGUGAUCGAUUUAUCCGAAAGAAUAAUAAAGGAAACCAUAAGAGCAUAUCCAACCCAACCUCAAAUCCUCAAAUUUUGAGGUUUUUGGGUUGAGAACCUGUUGUUCCGCUCAGUCGUCGUACGGGGAUUGUCCCUUUAGGAUAUUUCGUCCCGUUUCUGUGCCAUACCUGCCAAUUGGUAUCGUCUACGUCUGACAGAUAUGAAUAAAACAUAUUCGAUCUUUUAGUGGUCGGUAAAAAGAAUUAUAAGUUCAUAUAAAUCUUAUACCAUAGUACCAUAAAAUUAUAACUACAAAAGUUUAAUAUGUCUUCUAAACAAAAUUUUAUCAUAAACAUUUUUUUCAUUGCAAAAACUUUGAUGUGGCAAAACUUUAAUAAUCAAUAUAAGUAAAAUUAAGUUAAAAUUACGCAAAAAUUAAGCAAAAAAUAAGUAAAAUAUAACUUUUUGUUUGGAAAAAUAUAAUACUCAAAAGAGAAAUUUUUUUUUAUCUUAAUUAGUUAGCAAGAUAGAAAAUGAAAACUCAUCUCACAGAAAAUACUUAAAAUAUAAAAGUGUCAGAUAUUUUUCAAAAAACAAAGAUAAUUCAUAAUCUCUUUUUUUUUUGGACAACAAAUAAUUCAUAAUCUCUAAUUUAGGAUGUAUCGCAUUAUUAAACUUUCACGAAGUUGAGAUAUAUAUUGAAAUUAUCAGAACUUAAACUGAUACAUAAAAGUUACGCGCAGGCUGUGUCAUUAAGAGAGAUGAUUUUGUUUUCCAUUGGUUCCAAACUGUGUCAUUAAACUGAUACAUGAAACUGAUGAUUUGGAGUGUUAAAAAUAGAAAAAGAGGGUGUUUAAUGUGGGGGAGGGUGUUGCAACCAUUGUGGAGGAUCUGAUGCGUCGCGCUUUCAUCUGUCAGAUCUUGCUUACUUCCAUUUUAUAUUUGGUUUUCACGUGAUGAUGCGUUGCUUCCGAUGAUAAACAUUUAUUGAUUUGGCCCACCAAACCUUAUCUCACGGGAAAUAAAUACAUAGUAACUACGUUGCCAUCACAACAAGUCUGUCUGAGAGAUAGUUCAUUACUCCAUUACAUAUCUCUCAACCAUGGCGUAUAACGUGAUCAAGAUCUCUCGGAUCAGCCCCGCAAAAGAUCUUGUCGACUCCCUCAUCCUCCCACUCAGUUUCUUCGACUUAGUGUGGCUAAAAGACAUUCCCACGAACCGAGUCAGCUUCUACAAACUCACCGAGUCAUCUCGCGACUCCUUCUACUCACUCAUCCUCCCCAAGCUCGAGCACUCCCUCUCCCUCGUCCUUUCACACUUUCUCCCUCUCUCCGGCCACCUCAAGUGGAACCAAGAAGAUCCCAAGCCCCACAUCAUCAUCUCACCGCAAGAUGCCGUCUCUCUCACGGUGGCUGAGACAGACGCUGACUUCACUCAUCUUUCCGGCAAAGGGCUCCGUUACCAGACUGAGCUACGCCCUCUAGUCCCCGAGUUACCGGUUUCCUCUGACUCAGCGCCUAUUCUCACUCUUCAAAUCACUUUGUUCCCCAACCAAGGCUUUUGCAUCGGAACCACAAUCCACCACGCUGCCGUGGACGGCAAGACUCUCGUGAAAUUUCUCAAAUCAUGGGCUCACAUCUGUAAGUACGGAGCAAUACCGCAAGAUCUUGACCUACCUAUGGUUCUAGAUCGUACGGUUAUAAAUCUUCCAUCCGAACUGCCGAAUCUCUCUGUAGACGUAAGAACACUAAAGCUUCCUCCCGUGAAAGAGAUCGAAGAAGACGUGGUCAGGUUCGCGUUCGAGCUGACUCAUGAGAACGUGAAGAAACUCAGGGAGCGAGCCAAAAGCGAGUCGACUCGGUCUGAUCUUCAGCUGUCAACUUUCGUAGUCACGUACGCUUACGUACUGACAUGCGUCGUGAAAGCGCGUGGAGUCAACGCAGACCAACCGGUUCCUUUCACGUUUGUUGCUGAUUUUAGAGACCGGUUAGACCCGCCGGUUCCUGCGAGCUACUUUGGGAACUGCGUGUUGCCUGUCAACUUCUUAGGGUACAAAGCCAAGACGUUUUUGGGAGAAGAGGGGUUUGUGAACGGUGUGGAGAUUGUCAAUGAUGCGGUCAGAGAUUUGAGUUUGAGAGGGGCUGAGUCGAUAUGGGAGUUGUAUGAGGAAGGGUUGAAAAAGAUUGAACCAGGUAUAAAGAAGCUGUCCGUUGGUGGGUCUAACAGGUUUGGGAUAUAUGAGACGGAUUUUGGGUGGGGACGACCCGUUCACACUGAGAAUGUAUCCAACAGCGGAAACCUUCUCUACUCUAUGUCGGAGAGCAGGGAUGAAGCCGGUGGUGUGGAGAUUGGCAUGUGUUUGAAGAAAUGUGAGAUGGAUGUUUUUGUUACUGAGUUUCAAAAUGGACUGUAAGAUGUGGAGGUUGGUAUGUGUUAGAGAAAAAUGGGUGAUGGAUGUUUUUAUUUCUGAACUUCAAAAUGGAUUGUAAAAAACAAGUAUAUAUGCGAUCAUGCAUUGAAUUUCAAAUUAUCGUUGUACUUGAUCAGUCACUCCUUAUGUUAAUAUUAGAGUUUUUCCCAUGCUACAUUUGGGUGUAAUUUUGGUGAAACUAAUUUUUGAUAAAA
Molecule: messenger RNA, 8086 nt
Organism: Brassica rapa (field mustard)
Lineage: Eukaryota; Viridiplantae; Streptophyta; Magnoliopsida; Brassicales; Brassicaceae
Product: BAHD acyltransferase At3g29680-like
Source: RefSeq, a predicted model, not a curated record